Messenger RNA from Coprinopsis cinerea okayama7#130, 4194 nucleotides. RefSeq lists its product as hypothetical. The transcript has 3 exons. Gene Ontology annotation, cellular component: protein phosphatase type 1 complex. Gene Ontology annotation, molecular function: protein phosphatase 1 binding; glycogen binding. The record is from RefSeq and is a predicted model, not a curated record. The coding region runs from base 1 to 4194 and encodes 1397 amino acids. Gene Ontology annotation, biological process: regulation of glycogen biosynthetic process. NCBI's taxonomy places the organism in Eukaryota, Fungi, Basidiomycota, Agaricomycetes, Agaricales, Psathyrellaceae.
AUGCCCUACUCUGUACCAACAUCACCGACCCCCGCCCCGCUGCCGACACCCUCUCAAGGCCGUCCAGGACACCGCCGGUCCUUCUCUUACACCUCCACCGACCCAUCCAUCCCAGCCUCCACCUCGUCCUCCUCCGGAAACGCCGGAAUUGGAGGCGCGUUCGCGUCCCUCGGCUCCCUUCCCCGACGGAAACCGGCCUCUUUCCACAUCGCGGCCGACGACGACGACGACGACGACAACUCUGGAUCAGAAGAAAACUCGCCUCCAAAGGACCCAGCACCGAUCUCGUCGACGACGUCCAGGUUCCAGCCACCGUCGACGGCGCGGUUUGCGGGUGCCAAUGUCAAAGUGACGCCAGCGGGCAAGCCUGCGCAUCUGACGACCGACGAUGAGGACGACCAGGCUGCCAGAGGGCUGCCGCCUUUGAAGCUCAGAAUCCCUGGGACGGCUUCGCCGAACACCCUCCCGUUCCCCAAGACGACGAGCCCACCGAGAAGCAGGACGUCGUCCAGCGUCAAGUCUCCAUCGCCGACGACCAGAAGCGACCCAGCCCGCCCCAACAUCCAGCGCACGUCCUCCGCCAUCCUCCUCGCCAACGGCAAACCACUCAAGUCGUCGCUGAAGAGUUCGAGCUCGUCGCCCAACAUCCCAUUCCCAUCUCAGUCCCUGGUGCCGUCGAGGAUGUACGCUGAGAUCGCGGCUCAGCAGCAAAAGGAAUCGCAGAAUGCCGUUCCGCAGAACCAGAGACAUACCCGUGCAGCCUCUGCACCCAACCUGCCCAACUUUGACCCCAACUCGACUGGCUCGUCGCCCUCGGAUACCCCCGACUACUCUCUGACCGUCCCAUCCACCCCCUCCGCCCCCAAGGCCGUCCACUUCCCGUCCUCUGAAGAAGGCGGGCUCACCACCGUCCGCGUCUUCAAGCGAACCGCCAAACCUGUGUCGUUGCUCAUGAGUGGAGGGGAGGAGACGGAGACGGAGACGGAUGGUGAAGGGUACAACUCGGGUGGGGCGAACAACGGUGUGUAUCACUAUGGCAUUCAUAACGCGUGGGGUUUUGGAAGCGGGUAUAGCAACCCCUGGGACCGGUAUACCCGGCAGAACCAGAACAGUGCGGCGGCGAGAGGGCCUAACGGCUACCCCUUCCCCAGGAUGGCUGGGUCGAUUGCCAAACAGUCGCCGCUUGGCCAAGGCACCAAGGGCGCACCGACGACACUCACGAGCGCGACGAACGCUACCAAGACGGGAUCCACCGCCAAACGGAAAGAGAAGAAGAGGAUUGUGUAUGAACUCGAUACGGAUUCGACCUCGGUGAUGCCCAAACGCGACCUUUGCCUUUUCGACAACGUUUUCCUCGAGUCUGUGAGCCUUAGCUGCGACAAGGCUUCGUCUUCUCCAUCGUCGUCUCCUUCGUCUUCGGAGGACGACGAUGAUGAUUCUGCUGCUGGCGUUUCGCCCAGGCUGCAGGCUACCCUCCAUGGAACUCUCAUCGUUCGCAACGUCGCAUACGAGAAGCAUGUUUCGAUCCGAUUCACACUCGACGACUGGCAUACCACUAGCGAAGUCAAGGCGGCUUACAAGGAGAGCUUGCCCAGCCUGCCCGAGCGAUGGGCUAAAUGGGUCUGCGGCGAUCGCCAACAAAUGCCCCCUCCUGAAGCAAUUCCUCCCAGUAAUCAAGUAGCAGGGUCCAACCCUCAGUGGGACCGCUUCUCAUUCUCGAUCAAUCUCUCCGACUAUGCACGCUCCCGCAGCCUCUCCAACCGCACCCUCUGGCUCGUUGUCCGCUACAACGUGCCCUCCGACGUCCGAGUCCCUGUCCCCGUCGGUCUCCCCGGCUUCAUCUUUUCCUCUCCUUCCUCUUCAUCCCUCGCUUCACCCACCUCGUCCUCCACCGAGUCGCAGCUCCUCGCGAGGUGCGAUCGGGAGAUGGUGGACGUACUUGUUAGGGGCUUGGGUGAGAGCUCUCCGCGGGUGCGGGCUCUCGUCGAUUUGGAGUUGCGGAAGCGGCAAGUUGGUGUUGGUGCUGGUAUGGGGAACGAGUGGUGGGACAAUAACGCGAGUGGAAAUUACAGGAUUGGGUUUAGGGAGAAGGAGGUUGUUACUUCGAGGCCUGUUAGUGAGGCUGGUGUGGAGGAUGGCAAGGCUGAGGGUGCAUUGCAGCAGAGGAGGAAGAAUGUGUUGAGUUGUCCUCCUACAUUUACGAACGCGACGCCGCCCCCGCCGUCGCUUUAUUACUCGAGUCUGAGCCCGCCUCAGAUUUCGUCUUCGACCUCGCUCGAUUCCGGGAAACCUUCCACCUCCACCUCGUCGUUCGGCCCAGCCACCGGUUCAUUCGCGACUGGCGCCACGCCCUCGAUCAACACCGCUCGCCGGGCAGAGACUAACAAGGCGAUGGCGGAGACGACGCUGGAGAGGUUGAAGAAGCUCAACCUCCGGAACUAUGCUGCGCCUUCCGUCGCCACGUUUGGUGCAGUUGGGAGGACGGCGAGUAGUCCAUUGCCAUUGAGCGGGGCUGUUGCUGUUCCUGGUGCUUCUGCCCCCGGGAACGCUGCUGCAGGUUCGUCUGCUGGUGCUGGUGCUGGUUCGACGUCGUCAAGCCCACCCGGUCCUGCGAGCGAAACGAGCACCAACGACUCGACGCCCUUGACCAGCCCAUUGCAUACACCUACUAUGGGCCAUGUGGAUAUCGUCGUCGUUGGCGAGGAUUCCAACAAGGGGGGCGAGUGGAAUGAGGAUGGGAGUGGGGAUGGCAAGUUGAAGCCGUUGUUGAGUCGUAACUCGACUGCCAGCACUGUGAGGCGGGCUAGUCCGCCUGGGUCUGGAACUUCGACGCCGACUUCGACGACUCUCAGCACCACGACUGCCAACACCUCCAACACCGCCGCUGCACCUUCCUCGUCGACUCCAUCGUCUUCGGUCAUCCAGAUACCCGGGAAGAAAGAUGGUAGUGAACUGCUCUCUCCGUUGUUGGAGCCGUUCAUGUCUGGUGCUGCGAUAGGCAUGGGUAUGGGAGGAGGAGUCCGUGGGAUGCCUGAGCUCGGCACCUCGCCUCCGUUUUCGAGUUUGGCGGAUGUGUCGAUGAAUGGGGGAGGGUUUGGGAUGGGUGGGAGGACGCUUUCGAUGAUUAGUUUGAGUGAUGGGUGGGAUCAUCGUGGGCCUGCUGCUGCUGCUGGUGCUGCGUCUGGUGGGUUGAGGACAUUGGAGGGUGGUGUGGAGGAGAGAGAAGAGGGUGUGAAGGAUGAUGUCGCGACCACUGCCGCUGCUGGAAACGCCACCAACGGGGCAGGGAAGAAGGAGUACGAGUUGGUCUUCCCGCUUUCACUUAAACCGCGCCAGAUGAUCCUCGAGGAUAUCCGCCAGAAGAGCACGAGUAGUCCGCCUAGGAGUCCUGCUGGGAGUCGCACGGGUUCGCCUGCGUUUGGUGGGAAGGCGGGUGUGAAGGAUUUGCCUGUGUCGACCUCCUCUUCCUCCUCCCCGUCUCUCGCUCCUGCUUCGACUGUGGAUUCGUCCACCGCGAAUGGACAGAUGACGACGACCAUCGCUACGCCUAAACCGACUGUUCCGGGUCUUGGAAGGGUUGGUGUGGUGGGUGCUUCUGGGAGUCCGAGGGGAACUGUGAGCCCUAGUGGAAGUGGGAGUGAAUCGUCCUCUGGCUCUGGUUCUGGGUCGGGAUCAGGUUCGGGAUCAGGGUCCAAGUCCUCCAAGUCGUCCUCGGGUUCGUCUGGAUCUGUCGGGCGUGGUUCGAAGUUGUCUGCUUCUCAACACCAGCAAGGACGCGAUCAGCGACAUGAACAUGAACAUCGUCAGCAUGGGUCGAAGAGGCACGCGAGGUCUUCUGGAGCCGGCAAGGGAGGGCUUGGGCUUGUGUUUGGCGCUGGUGCUGGUGGGUCGGGAGCGGGGUCUCCCCUUGGGAGUAUGUCGACGCCGCCUACUUCGCCUAAUAUACCUGAUGGGUAUGGUGGGGGCGCGUAUCCUGGUAGUCCUACUUACAACCCCGGGAGUCCUACCUACCCCGGUAGCCCGUCCGCUUCAAGCAGCGUUUAUCCUGGACGACAGAACGGGCAUGCGGAUGAUAUCCGUGAUCCUGAUUCGAUUUAUCAAGCGUUUGUGAGGCAGUGGUGUUUUGCGAGUGGGCCUUCUCCUGCGCAGAGUGGUGGGUUUGGAGGGUUGAGUGAGAGGAGGAAGGUUCUUUGA